CGGGACAAUUAUAGAUGGCAUAUUAACCGAUGAUACUACAGACGCUUCCCAAGACCCGUGUAAAGGACCUGAAGUACCUAAAUAAGGUAGGAAAAAGAGAAGUUACUGUACAUGAAGUGGUAGUAAAACUGGUCCGGAUAAUACGUUUAUAAAAAUGGCAGAUUUUUCGAAGACGACCGAGGAUGAAGCCAGUCCUUCGAACGAACCUGAGGAAUCAGUCAAGGCGUCGAACGAGACGGAACUUGCCAGUCUGCAACAGACUCAGGGGAAGAGAGACUACGAGAAUGAGAUCACCGUCCUGAAAUUAAAGCACGAUAAAAAACUUGCGAGACUUAGCCAAGAUCAUAAACGCAAAUUCGAAAAACUUGAUUCAGAAUAUAUGUCUAAGACCGAAAAACUCGAAAAAGAGCUUGAGAAAGAGAGGAGUGAAUACCGACAAUUUAGCAACAAGACUUUCGGGGAUUUGAUGAAAUUCGAUAAAGAUUGGAGCGAUAAAGAAAAGAAGCAAUCAGAAAGCAAUGAUACAAACGUGGAUGAAAUUAAGAAGUUACGUUUUAAGAUAGAAGAGAGAAAGGCAUCGUCGUUCGAGAGAAUCGAAAAUUCGGAGAAACGUUUGGAAGCUAAGUUAACUGAUGCUCUCGAUGGUGACUGCAGACAAAUAAAUGAAUUAACUUCAGCUAAGGACAAACUUAAGAAAGAACUGCAAGAUGCACGAUAUGAAAUUCAAAUUCUUCAAAGCAAGUUAGAAGAAGCGAAAAACCAUAUUGAGGAGAAAAAGAUCGAAAUGAAGGGAAAGAACGAUGACUAUGUGAAAUUACUCGUGGAUCGUCACGAGGAGGUUGUGAGCAACCUUAAGAUAGAAAUGGUACACCUCAAGUCCGCUUAUCAGGACGAAUGUUCAGCUUUAAAAACAGCCUACGAGACCGAAAAGCAACAAUACAUCGCUGAAUACGACAAAUUCAAGAGUGAUUUCAAAGAGUCAAGGCAGAGACAGCAGGAUGACAGCCUGAAGGAAUCGAAUGAAGAAAUUGGGAAACUGAAGGAGGAAAUACGAAUUAUGGAGCAACGGCACCAGCAGGAGUUGAGUGGGCUGGAGGGGCAAAGGGUUUCAGAUGGUAAGAAAAUAGUAGAAUUGGAAGAAGGCCAACACCAACUGCAAUGUAAGCUUGAUGAUAAAAUUCAGGAGAAUUCUACUUCCAUCACUAAAUUGAUAGAGAAACACGUAAAAUCAGAGAACGAACUCAGAAAAGAGAAAAGGGAACUUGAAAAUAAAAUCAAUGUUUUGGAGAGGGAACUUGACAAAAUGAGAAGCUUACAAGGUUACAGUGAAUUAGAUGACCAAGUUGAAUGAGUUGAAUCGCAUUCUUUGGUGUAUUAGAAUCCAUAGAAACUGAGCUCUCCUAUGCCCUCUCAGUGACGAGUGUGUUUUAGACACCAUGGCCGAGUUCCGGCGCGAGUAGACUCUUUCACCAGUCUCCUCCAUUCACUCAUUACAGAGACUGGUUCAUGUACUUGACGGCAGUUCACUCGUCAUGAACUCGAUUUGCGGGCGUAGGCUUCCAGUGCAUUCACUGUAUGCACUGAAACUGUAUGGCUCGCCUCGGGUAAAUCAACAAGGCUUCCUCGACCCUCCGCUGCGUGGAGGAUAGGGUCGAGGUUACAUAGACUA
Lineus longissimus is the source of this 1669-nucleotide messenger RNA. RefSeq lists its product as uncharacterized. Bases 155 to 1351 code for a protein of 398 amino acids. The record is from RefSeq and is a predicted model, not a curated record. Lineage: Eukaryota; Metazoa; Nemertea; Pilidiophora; Heteronemertea; Lineidae. The transcript has 2 exons.